AUGGCUGCAAACAAGUUUUUAACAAUCGACAAAGAUAACUUCAGCUACAUUUUUUUCAAAAAUAUUGAUGUUCCGCUCAAGACUUUCGAAAAAGGAUUUCUUCGCGCCAAUGUCUACAUGCCUAAAGAUGCCGUUCCGUUUGGAAACAAGAAAUACCCGGUCAUUGCUACUUAUGGUCCUUAUGGAAAAGAUGUCCCUUACGGGGUCUUCUACAAGAAAAGCUGGGAACAGCUAAACCCGGAGAUGAAAUCUGCGCACGCAGCAUGGGAGACACCAGACCCUGCCUACUGGACAAGCAAUGGCUAUAUUGUUGUCAGAACCGACGAGCGUGGAGCUGGACAAAGUCCUGGCCUGCUAGACACCAUGUCCCGAGGUACUAGCGAGGCCUUUUUCGAUGUCAUAGAAUGGGCCGCCGAGCAAGAGUGGUCUUCAGGCAAGGUUGGACUACUUGGUAUCAGCUAUUAUGCCGGUACUCAGUGGCGUGUUGCCGCUCGAAAGCCAAAAGGCCUAGCUGCUAUUAUUCCCUGGGAGGGAAUGAGCGAUUACUACCGCGAUAGAGUAAGGCACGGCGGUAUCCUGUCCGACAAAUUUAUUGACUUUUGGUGGAAUAAUGGAGUAGGCCCCAACCAGUACGGCAAGCCAGGACGAGCUGCUCGAAAAUGGGGGGAGGAUACUCUUGAAGGUGAUCUAGAUGAGGAAACCCUACUGAAAAACCGUCGGGACCAAACCCUGGACACAGCGGUCCAUAAGUUUCGUGAUGAAGAAUACUACAGUACUCGCGACUUUGAUCUGGAGGCCAUUGAGGUUCCUCUACUUAGCGUAGCCAAUUGGGGUGGAAUUUUACUCCACCUCCGAGGAAAUGUUCUUGGUUGGACGCGUGCUAGCUCCAAGUACAAGUUUCUUCACUUCAUUGUAGGGCGACAUGACCUACCUUUCUACUAUCCUGAGUCGUCCGAGUUGCAGCUGUCCUUCUUCAACUGUUUCUUGAAGGAUAACGAUAUCGAUGGUUGGAAGUCUGGGAGUCAACCUCGGGUUCGUCUAACCCUGCGUAAGGGAGAGGCCGGGGUGGAUGAUCCCGAGAGAGAGCGAGAAUUUCCCAAGAGAGAUGAGGCAGACUGGCCAUUGCCUGGGACAGAAUACACAAAGUUUUACCUCACUCCAGAAAACAUGCUAAGUAAGACUCCAUCUUCAUCCACGAAGACAGUCGAAUACGAUGCGCUCAAAGGCGCUCCCAUUCAGUUUCAUUACAAGUCCUCGUCCUCGCUUGAAAUAACCGGCCACAUUGUCGCCCACUUCACUGUGUCCUCAUUUCGCAAAACUUCCGGCGCGUCUCCCCCAUCAGAGAUCGACCUCUUCGUCACCCUUCGCAAGAUCAACGCCAAGGGAGAGGAGGUUUUCUACACUGGAACGAUGGGUGAUCCUGUGCCUGUCGUAAAAGGAUGGCAGCGAGUCUCACUACGGAAGGUAGAUGUCAAUAACACUCUUCACAAAGACUACCUCCCUCACCGCAAUUACUAUUCGACCGAGGUACAGCCUGUGCAGGAGGGCCAGAAGUAUGAGGUGGAUGUUGAAAUCUGGCCAACUAAUGUGGUCCUGGAGCCACAAGAGAGCCUAGUGCUAGAAGUUGCUGGCCACGACACUCAGGGUGUUGGCAAAUUCUCUCACGAGCAUCCUGAUGACCGUAACCCAAAAGUGUUGGACGGAAUAAACAUCAUAACUGUUGGCGGAGAGGCCAGCUGGCUGACUCUUCCAGUUAUUCAUUCUAGCAACUAG
Clonostachys rhizophaga is the source of this 1773-nucleotide messenger RNA. The record is from the annotation of a GenBank genome assembly. NCBI's taxonomy places the organism in Eukaryota, Fungi, Ascomycota, Sordariomycetes, Hypocreales, Bionectriaceae.